Molecule: messenger RNA, 1869 nt
Organism: Cordyceps fumosorosea ARSEF 2679
Lineage: Eukaryota; Fungi; Ascomycota; Sordariomycetes; Hypocreales; Cordycipitaceae
Product: mitochondrial precursor protein import receptor tom70
Exons: 2
Coding region: 1-1869 (622 amino acids)
Biological process (GO): intracellular protein transport
Cellular component (GO): mitochondrial outer membrane
Molecular function (GO): protein-transporting ATPase activity; protein binding
Source: RefSeq, a predicted model, not a curated record
AUGUCGAACCCCCUACCGUCCAUCCCGCCCGUCCGUCCGGUGGCCGUGCCCGUCAGCGCUCCCUCCAGCACUUGGGAUCGCAUUACGUCUUGGGCUUCCGAGAACAAGGCUGUCGUCUACACAAUUGCCGGCGUCGCCGUUGUCGUGACCGGUGCCGGUGCUGUAUACUAUCUCAACUCGGAAUCUAAACCAAAGACCGACGGAGCUCCCAAGCUCAGCAAAAAGGAGCGUCGCAAGCGCAAGGAAGCCGAACGCAAAGCCACCGAGACCAAUUCCGCCCCUUCCUCAUCCCAGCCCAAGGUCCCCACAGUCCAGGUCGAGGAUGAGCUCCCCGAGGUCGACGAAACCAUUGUCCAGACCCUCACCCAGCAGCAGCGCGAAGAGUACGCUGCCAAGCUCAAGCAGGCCGGUAACAAAGCUUACGGCGAUAAGGCGUACAACAAGGCCAUCGAGCUAUACACCAAAGCCAUUCUAUGCAAGCCCGAUCCCGUCUUCUACUCCAAUCGCGCUGCCUGCCACAGCGCCAUGAGCGAAUGGGACACCGUCAUCGACGACACCACCGCCGCCAUCGCCAUGGACCCCGACUACGUAAAGGCCAUCAACCGCCGCGCCACCGCCUACGAGCACAAGAAGAUGUACCCCGAGGCCCUCCUCGACUUUACCGCCUCGUGCAUCAUUGAUAACUUCAAGAGCGAUUCCACCGCGCAGGCCGUCGAGCGUCUUCUCAAGACAUUUGCCGAAGUCAAGGCCAAGGAGAUGAUGGCUUCCCGCACUGCUAAGCUCCCCAGCCCCAUCUUCGUCGGCAACUACCUCCAAAGCUUCCGCUCCAAGCCUCGCCCCGCCGGUCUUGAGGACUCUGUCGAGCUGUCCCUCGAAACUGGUCUCGGCCAGCUGCAGCAUGGUCUCCAGGGUCUCGACAAGCGCACCUCGGCAGGAUAUGAGCAGGCUCGUCUUGCUUUCGAAAAGGCCCUCGAGCUUGCUGACCUCGGCGACCACGAGGCUCUCGCCUAUAACUGCCGCGGGACCAUGCGCACCCUGCUUGGUGACCACGCUGCCGCCACUAGCGACUUGAACAAGAGCAUCGAGCUCGACCCUACCAUGACCCAGAGCUAUAUCAAGAACGCCAGCAUCAGCCUUGAGCUCGGCGACGCCGCCCAGGCAGACAACCAAUUUGCCGAAGCCCUCAAGUUCGGACCCAACGAUCCCGACGUCUUCUACCACCGCGCGCAGGCCAACUUUAUCCGGGGCGACCUGUCCGAGGCCCAGAAGGAUUACCAGAAGUCCAUCGAUCUGGACAAGGACUUCAUCUUCUCCCACAUUCAGCUUGGUGUGACACAGUACAAGAUGGGCUCCAUCGCCUCGUCCAUGGCUACCUUCCGCCGCUGCAUCAAGAACUUCCCCAAGGUUCCCGAUGUGUAUAACUACUACGGCGAGCUGCUGCUCGACCAGGGCAACUACUCCGAAGCCGUCGAGAAGUUUGACACUGCCGUGGAGAUGGAGAAGCAGACGAAGCCCAUGUCCAUGAACGUGCUGCCCCUGAUCAACAAGGCGCUCGCCCUUUUCCAGUGGAAGCAGGACUUCAAGGAGGCCGAGAACCUGUGCGAAAAGGCCCUCAUUAUCGACCCCGAGUGCGACAUUGCCGUGGCCACCAUGGCUCAGCUUCUCCUACAACAGAACCAGGUCGCCAAGGCUCUGAAGUACUUUGAGCGCGCCGCCGAGCUUGCCCGCACCGAGGGCGAGAUCGUCAACGCCCUGUCCUACGCCGAGGCCACGAGAACACAGGUCAAGGUGACCGAAAAGUACCCGCAGCUGGCAGCCAAGCUUGCUGCGUCGGCAGCGGGCGCCGGCGGCCUUCGCAUGGGCGCUUAG